This is a messenger RNA of Dictyostelium purpureum, 1467 nucleotides long. RefSeq lists its product as uncharacterized. Gene Ontology annotation, cellular component: nucleus; Mre11 complex. Gene Ontology annotation, molecular function: manganese ion binding; DNA endonuclease activity; 3'-5'-DNA exonuclease activity. The annotation marks the transcript as partial. Lineage: Eukaryota; Evosea; Eumycetozoa; Dictyosteliales; Dictyosteliaceae. The record is from RefSeq and is a predicted model, not a curated record. The transcript has a single exon. Gene Ontology annotation, biological process: telomere maintenance; meiotic DNA double-strand break formation; double-strand break repair via homologous recombination.
UAUAGUAAAAAUGUGAUGAGAAUUUUAGUUGCAACAGAUAAUCAUUUAGGGUAUUUAGAAAGAGAUCCAAUUAGAGGUGAUGACUCAUUUAAUUCAUUUGAAGAAAUUUUAAAAUAUGCACACAGUUUAAAAGUGGAUAUGGUGUUAUUGGGUGGGGAUUUGUUUCAUGAUAAUAAACCAUCGCGUUCAUGUUUAUAUAGAACUAUGGAAUUAUUUAGAAAGUAUUGUUUAGGGGACUCACCAGUUAGAAUUCAAUUUCUUUCAGAUCAAGCUGUAAAUUUUUCAAACCAAUUUCAUACUGUAAAUUACGAAGAUCCAAAUUUUAAUAUUUCAUUGCCAGUAUUUUCAAUUCAUGGUAAUCACGAUGAUCCAACUGGUGAAGGUGGUUUAGCAGCAUUAGAUUUAUUAUCAGUUUCAAAUUUGGUAAAUUAUUUUGGUAAAACUGAAGAUAUAGAUGAUAUUACAGUAUACCCGUUAUUACUUGGUAAAGGAGAAACUAAAAUUGCAAUCUAUGGUUUGGGCAAUAUCAGAGAUGAAAGAUUAUAUAGAACAUUUCAAAAACAAUCUGUCAAGCUUAUGAGACCAUUGGAAAACAAAGAUGAUUGGUUCAAUAUUCUGGUAUUACAUCAAAAUAGGGUAGCACACAACCCAAAGAACUAUGUACACGAAAAAAUGAUCGAUGGCUUUGUAGAUUUUGUAUUAUGGGGUCACGAACACGAAUGCUUAAUUAGUCCACAGUCGUCAUCAGUAGGAGAGUUCCACAUAUCUCAGCCUGGUUCAUCAGUUGCUACUGCCCUUUCUGAAGGUGAAUCCAAAGAUAAGUUUGUUGGUUUACUAGAAGUUUAUAAGAAUCAGUUUCGUUUCAAACCAUUUCCAUUAAAUACAGUUAGACCUUUUAUUAUGGACAGCAUCAUUUUAUCAGAUUCAAAGAUUCACCCAACUCAACAAAACCAAAUAAUUGAAUGGAUUGAAGAAAAGGUUGAGCAAAUGAUCACAAAGGCCAAGGAGAAGUUUGAAGGUAAACCAAACGAGAAAAUGUUACCAUUAAUCAGAUUAAAAGUAGAUUAUACAGGUUACAGCACCAUCAACCCACAGAAAUUUGGACAGCGUUUUUCGGGACGUGUAGCAAAUCCCAACGAUGUUUUAUUGUUCCACAGAAAAAAGACAACAAGUUCAAACAGUAAAACCGGUGAUUUUGAUGUAAAUAAAAUUAAGGUUCAAGAGGAAGAUAAAAUUAAAGUGGGUGAUUUCAUUUCAGAAUUCUUGGGCAAUACUCCAUCAGACAGGCUUAAUAUUUUAUCAGAACAAGAUUUAUAUACAUCACUACAUAAUUUUGUUGAAAAGGACGAAACAGAUUCUUUAUUAAAGAUGGUGGAUUUAACAAUCAAUUCAACAAGGAAGUACCUCAGUGAAAACAUUACAACUAAAGAUGCCUACCCAGAUUUCAUAACCAAAUAUAUAGACGAC